Hydractinia symbiolongicarpus is the source of this 1725-nucleotide messenger RNA. RefSeq lists its product as uncharacterized. The transcript has 3 exons. The coding region runs from base 1 to 1725 and encodes 574 amino acids. Lineage: Eukaryota; Metazoa; Cnidaria; Hydrozoa; Anthoathecata; Hydractiniidae. Gene Ontology annotation, biological process: DNA integration. The record is from RefSeq and is a predicted model, not a curated record. Gene Ontology annotation, molecular function: nucleic acid binding.
AUGAUUAAAAAGAGGAACAUAAAACUGAACGGCUCAAAAACUUUUCAAUGUUCUCCAGUAAUAGACAUUCUUGGGUACAGAAUUAGUGACAAAGGUAUCCAGCCAGACCCAGAAAGAUUACGUCCAUUAUUGGAAUUUCCACCACCUUCAAAUACUGCAUCUCUUCGUCGAGCCCUUGGUAUGUUCGCUUACUAUGCCAAGUGGAUACCUCAAUUUUCUGACAAAGUUCGUCCACUGGCAGAAACCGAGACUUUUCCAUUAAACAAAGCUGCUAUUAAGUCUUUUAACGCUAUUAAGACAGAGCUUGGAAGAGUUGUACUAGCCCCAAUCGAUGAAGACACGCCAUUUGUAGUCGAGUGUGAUGCUUCUGAUACUAGUAUAUCUGCAUCGCUAAAUCAAAAUGGUCGACCAGUUGCUUUGAUGUCCAAAACGUUAUCUAAAAGUGAAAAAUGGUAUCCUGUUGUUGAGAAGGAAGCCCUCGCAAUCAUUGAAGCUGUCAGAAAAUGGAAUCACCUACUGUCACGUCAACACUUUACUCUAAUAACCGAUCAACGAUCUGUAUCUUACAUGUUUGACAACCGAAGGCGCACCAAAAUUAAGAACAAUAAGAUACAGACAUGGAGAAUGGAAUUUGCGGAAUUUUCCUACACUGUCAAUUAUCGUAAAUACGUUGUUGCUGAUUCCUUCACUCGUGCUCACUGCCUUGCAGUUUCAAAUAACCUCGAUGAUAUGCACAUACAACUGUGCCAUCCUGGAGUUACACGUCUCCUCCAUUUUGUUAAAGCUAAAAACCUACCGUUCUCGACCGAACACGUUAAACGUAUUUGUUCCAAUUGUAAAAGCUGUGCAGUGCUAAAACCUCAAUUUUACAAAGGGGUGCGUGGAAAGUUAAUCAAAGCUACUUCACUACUAGAACGAAUGAACAUCGAUUUCAAAGGUUCUUUACCUUCAAUUACUCGAAACAAGUAUAUUAUGACUGUUAUCGAUGAAUAUUCUCGCUUUCCGUUUGCGAUACCUUGUCCAGAUAUGUCGACUCCUACUGUCAUUAAAUGUCUCGAUUCAAUCUUUACUCUAUGCGGAAUGCCAGGAUAUACACAUUCAGAUAGAGGAAAAUCAUUUAUGUCGUCAGAUCUUGUCAAGUACCUUACUAGUCGAAACAUCGCAACAAGCCACGGCACACCUUAUCAUCCCAUAGGUAAUGGUCAGGUUGAACGUUAUAACGGUGUUAUCUCAACAAAUGCAACACCACAUGAACGUUUUUUCAAUUUCAAUCGAAAAUCAAACCGAGGAACCUCACUGCCUUCAUGGUUAUCUCCAGGUCCUGUCUACCUGUUUGUACGUUCAAGCAAACAUGAUGAUCUGGUUGAAGAGGUAGAGCUGACCCACGUCAACCCAACUUAUGCUCACGUUCGACACAACGAUGGUCGAGAAUCUACUGUUUCACUUUCUGAUUUAGCACUCUGUCCAAGUGAUUCUGAAGUAAAAGACCAAACGAACACCGUUGAAAUUCCAAAGAUUAACGAAGAUGUAGACAUUGCUCCAAAUGAAACUGCUCACAAUGAAAAUGUAGAAGCAACAGAGAUACGGCCAGACGAAGUUGAAAAAGAACUCGAAAACAACUUAAGACGAUCUACACGUACGAUCAGAAAACCUCAGAUGUAUGGUUUCGAAGACGAUCAAUCUAUAUACUGUACUACUAACAUAUACUCCAGUUCUUUAUGUUGA